AGUUUUUCUGAGAGACCGGAGUUCUGCGUUCAUGUGAUCCCUAACGCCUAACGACCUGACUGCAGAGCCGCGUUCAGUUCACAGUUUGCCAAUUUACAAAGGAGGCGACUAGGUUUCUGGAGCGGCAAUGGUAGGCAACGUGGAAGAGGAAGUAGUUCCGCAGGUAGGGUCUCAAGGUCGCCAUCUCAAGAAGAGGGCUUUAAAGAACAAAGCUUUGGCCGUAGGUUUCAACGAGAAAGACCUCAAGGAUUACGUGACUGGGUUUCACAAGCGGAAGAAGAAGAGGAGGAAGGAAGCUCAAAGAAAACAAGAGGAGGCGGAACGGUGGAAACGCAUCGAACUGCGCAAAAAGAGAAGGUUGGAAAAAGAACUUGCUCUGUAUGGUGGGGUUCUGCCAACCACUGACCCGGAGCCUGAUGAUGAAGUUGAUGGGAAUGAAGAAGAUAAGGAGCAAGUUGAAUCUCUUUCUGGGAGAAGGACAUAUGAAAAUGAUGAUGUGAAAGUCACUGUGAUAACCAGUGAGAUUGGCCAUGAAGAAGAAACCUAUCCUCGUGAAAGGAUUGUGUCUCACCCUGUUGUAGCUGAUAAGAAGCACAAUGUACCAAUAAAACAUAAGAAACCAUUUAAAAAAGUUGCCAAGCGCAAGUCACGGCCAAAUCCAAAGAGAGGUAAAAAUAAGGGGAAAAAACAGAACAAGAAACGGUAACGGCUGAUUUUGCCUCUUCGGAAGAAUUAGAGUCCAGGAACUUAGCUGCUGAAAUCUUCUGCUUGGGUAUUGACAUUGUGAAGUCGGAGCUUGUUUCAUAGUGAUGGCAGGAAUUCCUUGUUUUUAGGUGUUACCAGUUAAAAUGAAUUGAAGGUUCAAUGCAGAAAUUUUGAUAUAUACACCACAAGCACGUCUGUUUGCAGGAUUCAUAUUUCCUUUGACAAUGACUUGUACUCUUACCAUUUUUUAUACUCAAUUCUCAUUCUCAUUUAUGCUUA
Molecule: messenger RNA, 984 nt
Organism: Prosopis cineraria
Lineage: Eukaryota; Viridiplantae; Streptophyta; Magnoliopsida; Fabales; Fabaceae
Product: ribosomal RNA-processing protein 17
Exons: 4
Coding region: 128-706 (192 amino acids)
Cellular component (GO): nucleolus
Molecular function (GO): RNA binding
Source: RefSeq, a predicted model, not a curated record